AUGCCGCCCACGCUUCUAGACGCCGCCCACGCUUCUAGACGCCGCCCACGCUUCCUUACAGCGCUCACGCUUCCGCCCGUCGCUCUCAUCCAUUCGCCCCCCUCCCUUCCGCGCGUCGCCCUCCCUUCCGCUAGUCGCUCUCCUUUCCGCAUGUCGCUCUCCGUUCCGCCCGUUGCCCUCCCUUCGUCUCGUCGCCCUCCCUCUCGCUCGUCCCCUCGCAAACCCCGUCUCUCAAUCUCCCCGUCGCCCUCGCUUUUCCGUGGGAGGCUCUCUCCCCGGCAUCUGCCCCCGUCCCUUCCAUCUUCUUCCCUAAUUCCCCGUAUUCCCUGCCCUGCUUCCCCCCAUCCUCUUCCCUGUUUCCCCGUAUCCCCCUCCCUGCUUCCCCCGAUCCUCUCCCUGUUUCCCUAUAUCCCCUGCCCUGCGUCCCCACAUCCUCUUCCCUACUUCCCCCCGUCUCCUUCCCUGCUUUCCCCCAUCCCCUUCCCUGCUCCCCCCCAUUCUCUUCGUUCUUUCCCAAUAUCCCUAGCCCUCCCCCCAUCCCCUUUUCUGCUUCCCCCCCUCCUCGACCCUCCUUCCCCCCCUCCACUUCCCUGCUUCCCCCCAUCCGCUUCCCUGCUUCCCCAUGUCCACUUCCCUGCUUCCUCCCAUCUUCUUCGUUCUUUCCCCGUAUCCCCUUCCUUGCUUCCCCUCAUCCCGUUCCCUGUUUCCCCCCAUCCCCUGCCCUGCUCCCCCCCAUCCCCUGCCUUCCUUCCCCUCAUCCCCUUCCCUGCUUCCCCCCAUUCCUUUCCCUGCUUCCCCUCAUCUCGUUCCCUGCUUCCCCCCAUUCCGUUCCCUACUUCCCCCCACCCCGUUCCCUUCUUCCCCUCAUCCCGUUCCCUGCUUCCCCCCAUAAUCUCCCUCUCCACGUGUCCUUCCUCUCCCUGGGAUGUUGUCCCUCCUCUCCCUGUCGCUGGCAGUUCCCCUUGUCGCUCGUAUGUCCCAUGCUCAACACCCUCGCUCGUUGUUAAAACGCCCGUCGCAAGUGAGGGCGCUGCACGUCGACCGACCGUUCUCGUUUCGUUCUGCCGCCAACUCUCAUUCCUUCCCACCCUCUCUCAUUCCUUUCCUCACUCUCUCGUUCCUUCCCACCCUCUCUCAUUCCUUUCCUCACUCUCUCAUUCCUUCCCACCCUCUCUCAUUCAUUUCCUCACUCUCUCAUUCCCUCCCACCCUCUCUCAUUCCUUUCCUCACUCUCUCAUUCCCUCCCACCCUCUCUCAUUCCUUUCCUCACUCUCUCAUUCCCUCCCACCCUCUCUCAUUCCUUUCCUCAUUCUCUCAUUCCCUCCCACCCUCUCUCAUUCCUUUCCUCACUCUCUCAUUCCCUCCCACCCUCUCUCAUUCCUUUCCUCACUCUCUCAUUCCCUCCCACCCUCUCUCAUUCCUUUCCUCACUCUCUCAUUCCUUCCCACCAUCCGCGUGCAGGUGUGUCGGAAGGUGCACGUGGUGCGGAGCAUGUUGGCACUGGGUUACGACGUGGUAAUCACUAGUAACGCCGUUCUCUUGCUGCGAAAGGCUGCCAAGCCUAGGGAGCUGCCAACUCGUGCGCCGUCGUCUUCAACGGCCAUCUCUACACGGUGCGCAGCAACGCGAGCAUGUGGAAGUUCUUCGCCAACUGGAUCCGACGGCACAAGACGACGAGCAUCUCUUUCUCGCACUCUCGCCCCUCCCUGCCGUAAUGCUAUCGCCUCUUGUGCCUGCCGCCUCCUGCCAACGCCUUCCCUCCCACCGCACCCACUCCACGUCUUUUUCUACAUGCGCCCAAUCCUUAUCGCUCUUCCACUCACUGUACUCUCUCUCUCUCCAUUCCCUCCCAUUUGCCCCCCCUCUUCCGCGAGGCGGCCCACCAAAGCACCAUAA
This is a messenger RNA of Closterium sp. Naga37s-1, 1896 nucleotides long. The record is from the annotation of a GenBank genome assembly. Lineage: Eukaryota; Viridiplantae; Streptophyta; Zygnematophyceae; Desmidiales; Closteriaceae.